AUGCAAUUUUUUUCUUUCUUCAAUUCAGGUAAUUGCCGCGUACUGGCGUUUCCGAGUUAUUUCCUAAUUGCUGACAAAUGUUUGGAGGGCCACACGUUCUUAAUUGUCCAAUAUGUCCCGGAUAUGGGUCUUUGUGAACUGCUUUGUUACAACCAACCAAACUGCGUCAGUGUUAAUUACGAGAUACAAAGAGAAAGACGAUGUGAACUGAACAAUUCAACACACCGAGCGCACGAUGAGGACUUUAAAGAGAGGAACGGCUGCUUAUAUCAUGGAGCAAUUGUAAGUUUUUUGUCUUUUCUUUUCUCGUCUUCUUUUUCUUUCAUCAUCAUCAUCUUCAUGGCAAUCAUCAUCCCACUGUGCACAGUAUCAUCAUCAUCACAAUGGUCACCAUCCUCGUCAUUAGAGGGAACUUAAGCAACGACGAAGACGACGUGGCGAAAACGUCUCUCAAAGAGUGAAUUCACGCUGUAUUAAAAUCUAUCGUUUUUAUUGCACGUCAUUCAAUUGGUCACCAAAUGUUGGUGAGUUUUUCUGGAGUCGCAUUGUAAAGGACUGUAUCUAAGUUAAAAAAAAAAAUAAUAAUAACAAUAAAAUAAAGAAUCGUUGUCUUGUGUUCACGUCCCGGUAGAAAAGGUGAAACUAAGAAGUUCCACGUGGUAGUCGUGCAACGAGCGCAGGGAAAUGUACAAAAAACUGCAACGUGAUUUAGGUGCAAAGUUUUUUUUUUUGCUAAUCUUAACCUAUUUGCCUUUUCCUUGCCUUUGACGUCGCCGUUGCUUAAGCUCCCUAUUAAUAAUUAUUAUUAUCAUCAUCAGGAUGGUAAUAAUUACCAUUGUCUUAUCAUCAUCAUCAUCAUCUUGUAGUUUGUAGUUGACGCUCUAUCAAGACGGUUUAACGCAGUUUCUUAUCUUACAAUUCAAACCUGAUUUUUGUUCUGUCAAAGAGUGCUUGUGAUACUCCCCGUUACCAAAACAACGGUACCUGUCAGUCUGGAUUCACAGAGAAAAAAUAUCGGUGUUUGUGUCCUUCUGGUUUCACUGGUGCACAAUGUGAACAUGGUAAGUUGUUCUUUACUUGAAAAAAACUUUCAUUUUAUGCAAAUAAUCAAAGGUUCGUAAAUCGUAAUUAAGCUCGGGCUGUCCUUUGUCAUUUCCUACGACAGUGUAUAAAACGUUUGCGUAGCGAACAUUUUAAGGUUUUGCUAGCCUCUCGUUUCAAUUGGUCUAUUAACUGUCAUACAAUUUCAAAUGCUAUUUCCUCAAAUUUUUGCUCUUUGUGUCCGUAAUCUUAUGUGUUUCUUAGAGCUUGUUGUUGAGGAGAAUGCAGUUCGUAAUUGAAAGCCUUUCUUCAAGAGCAUCUCAACUCUAAACCAAGAAAACGUGAUAUGGCGUGAGCCUUGAUUAUACAUCCAGGCUCGUUGCUAGGAAGCUCAUUUGAUUGAGCUCUCGAGGGAGGGGGGAAGGGGCGGUGGGAGAGUUCCAUAUAAAAAUGCUCUUCGAAAAAUUGGAAUGAGACCCCUAAGGGAAACUUACCCAAAUACCCAAAUAAGUUUUUCGAGGGGAUAUAACGGGGCGCAUAAGUUGACAUACAAGGAACAUGAAUGUCAAACAUCAAAACUGUGGGUCCAACCAUAACAAUUUAAUAAGUUUAUUCGUAAAAGUGAAAAACAAAAUGAAACAAAAACAAUAAGUCAAUGUCUUAACAGACAGAGAAAAAUGGCUUCACCUUGGAUUCGACACCACUUUUUUCGGCUUGCUUCUAAUACUGUUAUUAUCUUCUAGUAACCUUCCCUCUUGAUUUCAUGCACUGUAGAUAAAAACGGGGAAAGUCUAAAACUCACAAUGGGAACUUAUUUUUUCGCAAUUAUUGGGCAAUAUGAUUUCAGACAUCAAUGAGUGUGAAGGAGGAACUCACAACUGCAGUUCUAAUGCGGUUUGUAACAACAACAAAGGAUCCUAUAACUGCACAUGUAAACCAGGAUAUGAAGGGGACGGAAAUAAUUGCACAGGUGAUAUUUUUCGUACUUUAAGUCAUUUUGAAUGCCAUCGAAAGCAUUGCUGUUUUUUUUUUCAUGAUAAGAUGCUCUUUAUAUAACUUCUUUGCUAGAUAGUAGACCAUAUUACCUCAAAAAGUUAAGGGGAAAGUGGCCGGCAUCAGAAACUUUGCUUUUUUUGUUUUUUCUCAUGCAUUUCUUUUGCAACUUUCUACUUAGUGCUAGCCUCACUUUUUAGAAACCUGAGACGAAUUCACUCUGCAAACUAAGCUAAUCUCUAUCGUUCUAUAUGAUUUCAGACAUCAAUGAGUGUGAAGGAGGAACUCACAAUUGCAGUUUUAAUGCGGUUUGUCACAACAUCAACGGAUCCUACAACUGCACAUGUAAACCUGGGUACUUGGGAGCCGGAUGGAACUGUACAGGUGAUGAAUACAAAAAUACAUAAGGGACGUUCUGGUUAAUGGGGGAAGCAUCUUGACAAAUUCGAGUUUUAUUCAUGAAAACCAUUAAAGCAAAUUUGGAAAUAAUGAACUACCUUGGAAAUGACGCAAUACGGUCUUAACGUUAUACUAACAAUUAUUGGUGAUAAGUAACAAAAAUUCAUAAGCUUAGUGAAUAAAAUGGAGGGUCAGUCCAAUAAUCGAUUGCGGGUCUAUAACAAACAAAUAAGACGACGCAGGGACAAUAAAAGGGUCUUAAUCACCUUUGCUUUUGCAAGAAAGAAUAUUUUACCUACAGAAUAAGUAGAUCUUAAUUUUUCAGCGAUUGAGCAUUCAGUUAUUUACAUGUAAUUUAAAACUUAUUUCAGAUAUCGAUGAGUGUCUAGUAGAUACACACCACAAUUGCAGUUCUGAUGCAUUUUGUAAUAACACCCACGGAUCCUACAACUGCACAUGUAAACCAGGAUAUGAAGGGGACGGAAAUAAUUGCACAGGUGAUAUUUUUCGCAAUUUAGUCAUUUUGCGUGCUAUCGAAAGCAUUACUGUUUUUAUUUUUCCAUAAUAAGAUGCUCUUUAUUAAUUUUUGCUAGACAGUAGACAAUAUUACCUCAGUUAAAAUCUUAAGCGGAAAGUUUAUAACGCUUUUAAAUGUACCUUGUAUUUUAAAUGUUUUGUCUCCUAACAUGGCCGGCAUCAGAAACUUUGCUUUUUUGUUUUUUCUGAUGCAUUUCUUUUACAACUUUCUUCUCAGUGCUGGCCUCACUUUUUAGAAAGCUGAGAGGAAUUCACUCUGCAAACUAAUUAAGCUUAUCUCCAUUGUUCAAUAUGAUUUCAGACAUCAAUGAGUGUGAAGGAAAAGCUCACAAUUGUAGUUCUAAUGCGGUUUGUAAUAACACCCACGGAUCCUACAACUGCACAUGUAAACCAGGAUAUGAAGGGGACGGAAAUAAUUGCACAGGUGAUAUUUUUCGUAAUUUAGUCAUUUUCCGUGCCAUCGAAAGCAUUACUGUUUUUAUUUUUCCAUAAUAAGAUGCUCUUUAUCAAUUUUUGCUAGACAGUAGACCAUCUUACCUCAGUUAAAAUCGUAAGCGGACAGUUUAUGACGCUUUGUACCUUGUAUUUUAAAUGUUUUGUCUCCUAACAUGGCCGGCUUCAGAAACUUAGCUUUUUUGUUUUUUCUGAUGCAUUUCUUUUACAACUUUCUUCUCAGUGCUGGCCUCACUUUUUAGAAAGCUGAGGGAAAUUGACUCUGCAAACUAAGCCAAUCUCUAUUGUUCUAUAUGAUUUCAGACAUCAAUGAGUGUGAGGGAAUAACUCACAAUUGCAGUUCUAAUGCGGUUUGUAAUAACACCAAAGGAUCCUACAACUGCACAUGUAAACCAGGAUAUGAAGGAGACGGAGAUAAUUGCACAGGUAAUUUCUUUCAUAACUUCGUCAUUUUGCAUACCAUCGAAAGCAUUGCUAUUUUUGUUUUUCAAUGAUAAGAUGCUCUUUAUAGCAAUUCUUUGCUAGGUAGUAGACCAAUAUUGCUUCAAAAUUUUAGGUGCACAGGUUAAUGCUUAGUACCUUGUAUUUUUAAUGUUUUGUCUCCUAACAUGGCCGGCAUCAGAAACUUUGCUUGUUUGUUUUUUCUCAUGCAUUUCUUUUCCAACUUUCUACUUAGUGCUAGCCUCACUUUUUAGAAAGCUGAAACGAAUUCACUCUGCAAACUAAGCCAAUCUCUAUCGUUCUAUAUGAUUUCAGACAUCAAUGAGUGUGAAGGAGGAACUCACAAUUGCAGUUCUAAUGCAGUUUGUCACAACAUCAACGGAUCCUACAACUGCACAUGUAAACCUGGGUACUUGGGAGACGGAUGGAACUGUACAGGUGAUGAAUACACAAAUACAUAAAGGGCGUUUUGGUUAAUGGUGGAAGUAUCUUGACAAAUUCGAGUUUUGUUCAUGAAAGUUUAAAGCAAACUUGGAAGUAAUGACCCACUUUGGAAAUGACGCAAUAGGAUCUUAACAUUAUACUAACAAUUAUUGGUCAUAAGUAAAAAAAAGAAUGAAAUUUCAGGUCACGAUUAUGGUAUCUUGGGAGACAAAUUCAUACGCUUAGUGAAUAAAAUGAAGGGUUAUCCAAAAAUCGGUUGCGGGUCUAUAACAAACAAAUAAGACGAUGCAGAGACAAUAAAAGGGUCUUACCUUUGCUUUUGCAAAAAAGAAUAUUUUACCUUCAGAAUAAGUAGAUUUCAGUAAUUUUUCAUCGAUUGAGCAUUCAGUAAGUUACGUGUAAUUUACAUGUAAAACCUAUUUCAGAUAUCGAUGAGUGUGUAGUAGAUACACACCACAAUUGCAGUUCUGAUGCAUUUUGCAAUAACACCCACGGAUCCUUCAAUUGCACAUGUAAACCUGGAUUUACGGGAGAUGGAGAAAACUGCACAGGUAGUAUUCUCAGUGGUACGUGUGUUCACGUAGGGCAGCAGAAACUUUAUCUCUUCUCUUUCAUUCUCUUCCCCAGUUACAAGUUUCUUCUGAAAGCAAUGCAACGACAGAGGUGGAUGCAGACCUCCCCUUUUUUAGCCAACUUACUUGUUUGUUAGAACAGUUCAGUUGGCACUUUAUUCCCGUGUUAUGCUCGAUAUCGUGUACAGCCAGGAAGAGGACAAGUUUUUUGUGAAUGUAAUCGUUUCUAUAUUUUGUGGCGUUGUAUGAAUUUGCAGUGUUGCAGGUUCCUAUUCCUCCGUACCCAAUUAAAACGUUUUAGGGACGCCAUAGGACAAGUUACCCUUAUCACCCACUCCCUCUUAUCUCUUAAAAUCCUGGAUCCGCCCAACUGAACGAACGCUCAGUGACGGGUAAGAGGAGUCACAUUUCAAACUAAGCUCAUUCUUUGUGGUGUUCAAUAAUGCAAUAUUACAGACAUCGACGAGUGUGAAGCAGACACUUACGUGUGCGGUUCUGAUGCCAUUUGUAACAACACCCACGGAUCCUUCAAUUGCACAUGUAAAUUUGGAUAUAGAGGAGAUGGAAAUAACUGCACAGGUAAUAUUCAUUUUAGUGUCUGGUCUGCUCGCUUGGCAUCAAACGCUUUGUGUUUGUUUCAGUGUUUGUUUGUUUGAUUUUUCCUCUUUUGUUUCCUUAACAACUUACUUCGUCUGUAGCUUUAAAACGAGCGUCAGUGGGUUUACCGUUGUCUAGACAGCUGGUAGGAAACCACCGUGCCAACUUAGUUUAUUGUCAUUGAUGUUCAUCUAUGAUUUCAGACAUCAAUGAGUGCAAAGAAGGAAACUACAAUUGCGGUUCUAAUGCGGUUUGUAAUAACACCAAAGGAUCCUACAACUGCACAUGUAAACCAGGAUAUGAAGGGAGCGGAUAUAAUUGCACAGGUAAUUUCUUUGUUAACUUGGCCAUUUUGCAUGCCUUCGAAAGCACUGCUGUUUUUACUGCUUCCAUGAUAAUAUGUUCUUUGUAGAAACCAUUUGUUAGAUACAGCUCCACAACGGCCACCUUGGGGACAGAAGAAAGUGGCCGUUGAGGAGAGGUGACCUUUAGUAGAGGUUAGACUGUAUUACCUCAAAAGGUAAGAAAGUUUAAAACACCUUAACGUACCAGUAUACAGUGGAUGUAUAGCUUCCUAUUUAGUGCACUGACCGGCAUCAGAAACUUGAUUUUCUUUGUUUUUUUGUGUUUUUUUUCCUCAUGUAUUUCUUUUGCACCUUUCUCUUCAGUUCAAGUUUACACUUUGUACAGAACGUUGAGAGGAAUCCACAUUGCAAAGUUAACUUUUGUCAUUGAUUAAUAUGAUUUUAGACAUCAAUGAGUGUAAAGCAGCAGAAGCCCACAAUUGCAGUGUUAACGCGUUUUGUAAUAACACCGAGAGUGCAUACAACUGCACGUGUGAACCUGGGUACUUGGGAGACGGAUGGAACUGUACAGGUAAUUGUUUAUUAUGUGAAAAAACUUUUGGUGGAUUGAGAAAGCUAGUUUCUUGCUCAACGUAAGUCUUAUUGCCAGGGCUUGAGCAAAGUUAAACCUUAACAAUAGUUGGAAGUAAACCCUCUUUGGAGAUACAAUCAGUUUUAUUGACCAAGGAAGGAAUAUAUUGCAAAUAAAGCCGUCUCUCAUCGUCCCGUCACUGGGCGGGACGCUCCACUAAAAGUCCCAGAGAAGGGAAGCAAUAAAAAAAAUGGUAAUGUGGUGGUGGUGAUAGGAGAAAAUGAGGAGGAGCGAAAAAAUUGAAUUAAGCCGAUAAGGAGGAAGGGGGGAGGGGUGGGCAAAAUAUUGUUUCUUUCUAAAAAGAGCUAGUUUGCCCUCGCCAACGUUAAUAUGUACAACUUACAGGCAAAGAAUCAUUGAUUGGGAAGCGGAACAAUUUAUUGUCUUUAAUGGAAAAUGAAAGCGCCGAAAAAAGAUCAACUCGCCACGCUACGGCAACAUUAGCCAACCAUUGGAGACUUUCCUUAGCUUUUAUUCAACCAAUCAAAAACCAAAACAUUCAUCGACGUAAAAAUAACUAAACAACAUUUCAAACCUUCUAAACCACCUAGAAUAGCAUAUUACCUGACUUGAGAUCCUACUGCAUUUUAAUUAUGACACAAAAUGUUAUGACAUCAUGGGUGCUAAAGUAUUGCCCCGCAAAGAAAGAAAGAAAACAUCGCUACUAUACUACUUACCCCUUCGUAUAAAAACACGUGGGAGCUUACAUUCGAGAAUUAGUUCCCCUAAAUAGAAAAUAAACCAUUACCAGACAACCCUGGAUGUGUCUCAGUGGUCACCACAUGGGUUUCUAUAAACUUUGAGCCACCGCAUUUACAGUCCAGUAUCAAAUAGGGUGUGAACUUUAAUUAUACUAAGUUUAUUCAAUAUAAAGUAAUGGCUGGGCAAUUCACAGAUUGGUGGUUUGACCGGUUUCUUUGUGUUGCGGACCCUAGUGACGGUUGUGGUAUGGCAUUUAAGAAAAUUCAUUGCUCAUUGAUUUUAAGUCAUUGCUCCAAUAUUUAUCAUUCUCAUAUUGAAAAAUCACCGACAGACCAAUAAUCGUUUUCCCCCUAAACUUUAAUUCUAGCCGAUAUUGAAACGCCAUGAAAUGUCCCCCCAUUAAGAAAGCCUUUCAAGUUUAAGCCCCUCAAAAGGCCUUACAGUAAAAUGCUAUCCGGGGGCUUACUCCCGGAGCUUAUUCUUGAAAUGAUACGGUAACAACUAUGGCGUCUCACGAAACUCCAUCAAACGAAAGUCAGCUAAAUGGAGAUUAUACGAUGAAAAAAUGCAAAUCAAGUAAUAUAGCUCUUCAUCUCUAUAAGCCUGUUGCUAAUAAUUCUAUUUUACGAGUCGAGAUGACUGAAAAGUUCGGAAGUGAGCAUAAAAAAGUUUAGAAGUCAUGGUGUAUUUUGAUAGCCCGAGUAUGUUAGUAGUUUUCAUUACGUCAUUAUCGUAUCGUCAUUAAGACUCCUUCAUUUUGAAGGGAGCCUUGAUGGAGUACUGGAGGUAACGGGCUUCUUCGAGAGCGUGCUUAACAGAAAUGGGUCUUACUUAUGAGUCUUGAGCAGGAUACCUCUGAAAAAGCAUUAGUGGCAUCAUCUACCAUCUGAGCGCUAGCCCUCCAAGUCCGUUGACGUCUUACCAACAAAGGACCAAUAGCAGUUGACAAGCGGCAAUAACUUCAAUAAAGGGUCAUUUUCCCGUGUUAUGUUUUUAUACGUCUUAGGUGUUGAAUCUAAACAAGAGGGAAUAAGUUUCUUGAUCUAAAUGAAGACUUGUUUCGCCCUAUUUUUCUAGAAGCAGAAUCCUGUAAUAAAUUGCUACAGUCAAAUCCACAUGCAACUAAUGGAACUUACCAAAUAGCUGUUAACUCCAAAAUAUUCUCGGUAAGUGAUUUUUUUUAAAGGUUUUCGAUGCAGUAACCGUUCCAUAAACAAAAGGCAACUAAAAGGCCAAUACGAGGGAACUUGGCCCAACUAAAGUACUGCCAGGUGUCGAGAGUAUAAGAUCAUGGAGUGAAAGCACAUUGAGGUGGGGCCUUUGAUUUUCGCCUGCGAAAACAGCCGUCUCUCCUCCUUCCUCGCCGCUAAGGACGUUUGACUAGGAGGGACGUCUAGGCCUCAGCGACAGAAAUUCCAUACUGAUGACUGUUGACGUAUUGGUUAAGUUGUUUUAGUAACUGUUUACGAACGACAGACAACAGACAAACGGUCACAAAGGUGAAAUGGAAACGCGAUGAAUCUAGUACAAAACAGACAAUCUUCGUGGAAUAUAUUCUUCUUUAGAAGAAGCAUUUGAGUUUUGUUGGAGCUCGUUCGUCGAAGAACUUUUCAUCAGACGAACGAACCAAAUUCUAAUUUGGGUCAACCUGAAUUAAGUUAAGAUCGUCUGUCGGGUCAGACGUCGAUGCUGUCGUCAGUUGGCGGCUCUUGUGAAUUCAUUACUCAGAUCUGAGUUUUCUAACAAUUCAACUUUAUUCACGCGUCGAAAUCGGGAUCGCUCCCUUUUUCUUUUCACCAUGGGAUACAAGUAUUUAAAUAGAUAGAUUGGUUGGCUGAAAAGAAAAGCCAAAUAUCGCCAUGAGCAUCCUCGGAGACCCAGUGGCAGAUAAAGGGGGCGAGGGAAUUCUGAUUGGUGCCAGAAAACUUGUGUUUUUCUGGCACCAAUCAGAAGCCAGAACGGCGGCGACCGUUUGGAACUGGUCUUGUAAGACAUUGUCCCCAGGGGCUCUUCUCGCCGUUCUUUACUUUUCUUCGUGCCAUAUUUUUCCGUCCGUUUACACUUUCCCUCCUUUCCACUAUCUGCCCCUGGGUCUCCGAGGAUGCGCCAUGAGAAAUCCGCUUAAAGAUGAAAAGAUCUCGAAAAGCAUCUUUUUACACUAGCGUGAAUUGUCUCUCCGUUUUCAGUUCCAUUCACAAAUCUUGACUUGUUCUCAACUGCUAGGAAAAACCGAAUUUUAAAUCUCGCGCUCCCUUAUAAACCUUAUUGUAAACCUUAUAAACCUUUAGGGGAAUUUAGGGGACGCGUUGCUAUUGGCAACCGAUUUAAUUCAUGACAGUCGAACUUAGGACGUGUCGAACCAAUCGCCGCACUAAAUCAGAAAAAUGAAAAAGCAAUUUUAAUAACUUUUCUUCCCAACGAGGCUAAAUAUACAUACCAAUUUUUCCCGAGCGGAGCAAGGGGCCGAAGGCGCCUCGCAUCGCGAGGUUAAUCUCGUCAGGCGCGAAGCGCGUGUACCGCGUUUGUUGUUAACGCCGGCCCCACAUACAUCGCGAUCAUCUAGUGUGUGACGUCACGGAGCUUGUUGUGUUUCCAGGCAACACCGAAGAGUGUCUUGCUUUUGUCAUAUUUCUAGGAUUCAGAGGUAAGGCCAGAUCUCCGAAACCGGGCUCAUGUGAAGAGGCCCUUAGUCUUUGAUAUCAGUCCUGAUUAAAUUGUUUUCUUUAUCAGGAACUUGUACAAACAAACAUAAAACAACCAGAGUUUUGGCUCAGUGAGCCCUUAUCUAACGCUGAAAUAUACUACGUAAAAGGAGAAUGGAAUAACAUCAAAAUAGUAACAGACUGAAUACGUCUUAGAGGCUGCCUUUUUUAUUUUGCUUUAAUUUGAAGGUGUAUUGCUUUAUGGAAGAGGGCCAAGGCUGGACUCUCAUUGCUCGUGUCUCAAACAAUGACAGUAUAAACUGGAGGCCGAACAGCAGCUUCUGGAAGUAUGACAUGAAAGAUGCUAAGGGAAAAACAACUGAUCCACUUGACGGCAUGGACAUGAUCUCUCCUGCGUUCUGGCUGGUAGGCGGUAACGAGUUUAUGAUUACACGUAGUGAUGACCCUCACACCGCCCUGUUACAGACAACAGAUGACUGCCUGGGUCAGCAGACAUUUAGAUAUAAAAUAAACACGAGCUAUGGUGAAGGUUUCCCACAGAAUCAGUGUCGGAGUAGCUGUAAUGCUACAUUUGGCGGCCAGUACAGAGAGACUGGCGGCUCUGCGCAGGCAAAUGGAAACGGAUGCUCAACGGUUAGCCUUCUGACCGAUAAUAAAAUUGGGUUUUGGUGCGAACGUAACCACAGGAGGUCUGUCAUGAUGAUCGGCGCAGAAGGUGAUGGAUGCUCAAAAGCAUACCUCGGGAUUGGGAUAACUAAAAAGAAUGAAAAAAUUAAGGAUUUUCGUAGCAAAGCAGAUCGAUCACCCACUACAGACUACUCUUUAAACUUGUGGGUACGCUGA
This is a messenger RNA of Porites lobata, 10621 nucleotides long. Lineage: Eukaryota; Metazoa; Cnidaria; Anthozoa; Scleractinia; Poritidae. The record is from the annotation of a GenBank genome assembly.